Messenger RNA from Chaetura pelagica (chimney swift), 3467 nucleotides. RefSeq names its product maestro heat-like repeat-containing protein family member 1. Gene Ontology annotation, cellular component: cytoplasm. NCBI's taxonomy places the organism in Eukaryota, Metazoa, Chordata, Aves, Apodiformes, Apodidae. The record is from RefSeq and is a predicted model, not a curated record.
GGCUGGCCACCACCUUGAUGGAUGCCACCACAGACAAGGACCCCCUGGUCCAGGAGCAGAUCUACAAGGCCCUGUGCUACCUGGGGGAGUCUGAGCCCGAGGAGAUCCUCAACUCCUGCGACGAGUACCUGCGGCAGCACGACAAGCUGGCCUAUCCUCACCGGGUCAUCAUCCUCAAGGCCAUGGAGACCGUGGUGAAGGAGAACAUCUCCCUGCUGGACAAGAGCACGGCCAAGGUGGUGAUUUUCCUGGCGUCCAACGAGAUGACCAAGUCCAAGGAGGUGGUGAGGGACUGGCAGGAGGCAGCCAGCAACGUCCUGGUGGCCGUGGGGCAGCGUUUCAUCAACAAGGUGAUGGAGGAGGUGCUCUCCAAGUUCCAGCCCGGGAUCCUGCCCCACUAUUUUGUCCUGCAGACCUUUGCAAACCUCUCGGUGUCCAACGUGUUUGGAAUGGUGCCUUUCCUCAACUCCAUCCUGGGGACCAUGCUGCCCAUGCUGGGCAUGGCCAAGCAGGACCACAUGAAGUCUGUCUUCUGCUACGCCCUGCAGCACUUCAGUGAGAGCAUCCAGGAGUACCUGGCCAACCUGGACAAGGCCCCCGACCCCACGGUCAGGAAGGACACCUUCUCCAAUGACAUCUUCAGUGCCUAUGAGGUGCUCUUCAGCAGCUGGCUGCAGCACAGGGAGCCCAAGCUGAGACUGGCCGUGGUGGAGGCUCUGGGACCCAUGAGUUACCUGAUGCCCGGGGAGAAGCUGGAGGAGCAGCUCCCAAAACUGAUUCCAGGCAUCCUCAGCCUCUACAAGAAGCACACGGAGGCCUUUUACAUAUCCAAGAGUCUGUGCCAGAUCCUGGAGGCUUCUGUCAACAUGGGCAGCCGCAGCCUGGACGUGCAGCUGGAGCCUCUGCUGGGGACCCUGCACCCCCAGCCCUUGGCUCCCCAGCCCUGGGGUGUCCCCAGCCCUGGGGUGUCCCAACCCUUGGCUCCCCAGCCCUGAGGUGCCCUUGGCUCCCCAGCCUGCUCCUUCCCGGACCGGGUGCUGACCUUCCUCCUCCCCAAGCUGGAGAGCAGCAACGAGAGGACCCGGGUGGGGACCCUGCUCAUCAUGAGGCAGAUCAUCAACAGUGCCCCCUCUCAGAUGGAGAUUAAAAAGCCUUUCAUCCUUUCUUCUAUGAGGCUUCCCCUGCAGGACUCCAGCAACAAGGUGAGGGGAGCUCCUGCUCUGCAGGGCUCUGCUCCCCAGGAACCAAGAGGGAACGCUGCCAGCCCUGCUGCUGGAUCCCUGCUCACCUGGGCUCUCCCCCUUUUCCAGCAGCCCAGGAAGCAGCCCCUGGAUGCUGACGACCUCACCAGUGACAGUGUCCGGAGCAUCAGCAUCAACACCCUGUUCCUGCUCAGCACCACCGUGCACAGGAUGAGCAACGUCCUGUGGCCCUACCUGCUGGAGUUUGUCACCCCCCUGCAGUUCACCAACGCCCUCACCCCCCUCUGCAAGAGCCUCAUGUACUUGGCCAUGAAGAAGCAAGAGGAGGGAGAAAAGGCCCCGCUCAUCCGCUACGACCUGAACGCAAACCUGCCCUCUCCCUACGCCCUCACGACCCGGCUGCUGGUGGUCUCCUCGCAGCCCUUCCUGGGGGAGAGGCGGGGCCGCGGGCGGCUGCUGCUGGUGCUGCCCCGCAGCCUCCACCCAGCCCUGCAGCCCCUCUGGGCCAAGAGGCUCCCUCUGCUGCUGGAGCACAUCGAGGAGAACACAGAGGAGUCCCUGUCCCAGCAGGAGUGGGAGGAGAAGCUGCUGCUGAACUUCCUGUACAGAUGCAUUGGGACAGCCCUUGGUGCCUGCACCAGCAAAGACUUUGUGCAGAAGCAGCUCCAGGAGCUCCUGGAAACAGCCAGAUACCACGAGGAGGCAGAAAGGGAGGGACUCGCGUCCUGCUUCGGGCUCUGCGCCGUGAAGCACCUGGGGGAGACCCUGGCCAAGCUGGAGGAGUUUGUCAAGUCUGAUGUCUUCAAGAAAUCCGUGGGGCUGUUCAGUAUCUUCAAGGACCGCAGCGACACCGAAGUGGAGAAGAUCAAGAGCAGCCUCAUCCUCUGCUAUGGGUACGUGGCUGUUCAUGCUCCCAAGGAGCUGGUGCUGGCCAAGAUCGAGGCAGACAUCCUGAAGAACAUCUUCCAGUACUUCAACACCAAGGACCUGACCCUGAAGCUCUGCCUCAUCAGGAGCAUCUGCAUGAUCAGCCAAGCCAUCUGCAAUGGGGGGAAGUGUGGGGACUUCAUCUUGUCCCGUAAAGCUGAGCUGGUGGCCCAGAUGGUGGAGUUCCUGAGGGCCGAGCCCCCCGACGCGCUGCGCACGCGGGUCCGGCAGCGCGCCAUGCUCACCUGCUCCCACCUGCUGGCCCUGGAGCCCCAGCUGAGUGACCCCGACAGGACGGAGCUGGUGGACACGUGCCUGGCUGGGGUGCUGGCCCUGCCCCCCGACAGCGGCAGGGAGCGGGACGAGAGCGGGGCUGAGAUGCUGUAUGAUGACACCAUGAGUGCCCUCAAGGACCUGCUGAAGAGGCUCCUGCAGAGGAACUUGACCCCCCACGGGCUGCAGGACAUGUUUGCACACUUGGGCCCCUGGAUCAGGUCCCCGAGGGAGCAGGAGCGGCAGCGCGCGGUGCAGCUCAGUGCUGCCCUGCUGGGCUUCUACCUGGGCGAGCUGAACGUCAGUGUGAGCUACGCCCGGGACUACAGAGAUGAGAUGGUGGAAGGGCUGAAGGCUCUGAAGAAGGGCCUGGAGGAGCCCGACUUCACUGUGCUCUUCCACACCUGCAGCAACAUUGCCACGGUGAUCGGGAGACGCGUCCCCCCCGAGCAGCUCCUGAGCCUCCUGCUCUCCCUGUUUGAGGGGCUGGGGGACCCCGACACCAACUGCUCCCGGGCAGCCACUGUCAUCAUCAACUGCCUCCUGAAGGAACGUGGGGGAGUCCUGCAGGAGAAGGUUCCUGACAUCCUGAGCAUCAUCCACAGCAAGCUGGAGGAGGUGGAUGAGGAGCACGUCCGGAAGGCAGCCCAGCAGACUGUCUUCAUCCUGGCCUCCCAGCACCAGAGCCUGGUGGUCUCCAGCCUGCUGGGCAGCCCCCUGCCCUUCGACAGCCACACCUGUGCCAUGUGGAGGUCCCUGGCCAGCGAGCCCACCCUGACCUCCCAGGUCCUGGAGCAGCUCCUGGAGAAGCUGAACAGGGACGUGCCCUACAAGGAGAGCAGGGGGUUCCUGCUGGGCAGCAGCUCGGAGCGCGUGGCCACCGUCCUGCCCCUGCCAGCCACAUGUGCUCUGCAUGAGCUCAUGUCGGCGGCGGCGGCGGGGCCGGCGGUGCUGGGGCUCUUCCCGCUGCUCUUCGUCACCCUGGUGCUGCGCCUCAGCUGCAGCCUGGGGUUCAAGAGGAAGUUCUGCCCUCAUUUCCAGUUUAAGCCUCUCGUGGCUUCCUAG